CUUCUCACAUCUAGUCAGUCGCCAGAAUCAUGUAACGGCGAGGACAGUUGCAGGAAGAGAAAGAAGUCUUUUUCGGAUCCUGAGGACACCAGUGAUUCUCUGUGUAAUCAGUAUGACUCUUCUGAGGAGGUUUCUUCAAGUCGUAAUUCAAACUCUUCAAGAGCUCUAAUUGCUGAUUAUGAUGAUAGUCUCAUGAGCAAGAGAGUCGUGAAGAACAGAACGGUAAGACGAGAGCUGAGGAGACAACAGCGGAUAUUUUCAGAAAGAAUAUGUGAAGUCUGUAAGCAAAAGAUGCUUCCAGGAAAAGAUGCGGCAGCAAUACUUAACUUAAAGACAGGAAAUCUUGUGUGCGGCAGCAGAAACCUCUUGGGGGCGUUUCACCUCUUUCACGUGUCUUGUGUUGUACAUUGGUUUCUCUUCUGUGAGAGUGAAAUACUUGGGAGCAAGAUGGUGAGUGGAAAAGGCAAAAAGAGAUGCACAAAGCAUAAUGGUCAGACUGGUGUGAAGUGGAAUCAGUUGGCAAACGACGUCAGCUGGCAAAUAUUUUCGGUGUUCUGUCCAGAAUGCCAAGGUACCGGCAUAAACAUUGAAGGAGGUGUGAUUGAGAGAGACACGUUUCCGCUUUCUCAGACAUGGAGGUUCCAGGUGAAAGUGAGCGAAGGUAGAAAAGCAUGGGUGAAAAAUCCGGAGAGGUUGGAGAAUUGCUCAACAGGAUUUCAUUUUCCGCAGCAGCCUGAUGAGUCUGGUCAGGUUCCGGUUCAGGAGGAGAGGGUACAGAUGAUGAAGCUGGUUCGUUUCUACCGAGUGGAGUUGUAAUGUAGGAAACAACUCAUUUCCUCCUAUGUAAAUAAGGGCUUCGUCUCUCACGUUUUACAGUUCUCUGUAAAUUUACAAUUACUUUGUUUACUAUCUCUGAUUGAUUACUACUUUGAAGCCCAUUUCACUC
Messenger RNA from Camelina sativa (false flax), 946 nucleotides. The record is from RefSeq and is a predicted model, not a curated record. NCBI's taxonomy places the organism in Eukaryota, Viridiplantae, Streptophyta, Magnoliopsida, Brassicales, Brassicaceae.